UCUCCCCCACCCCUCCCCCUCAGCCCCUCUCCUCAGCCCAGCCCAAAUUUCAGAGGGGGCAAAAGAAAAAGCAGAUCUCAGCCCUAACCCAGGCGCAGAGGAGGAGGAUCGCUCUCUGUUGCGCUUACUCUCUAGCCUAGCAGGAGAUUCGAGAAAAGAAAGCGCCAAGGGGGUUAGGGAGGAGCAGUGAGACCGCCGGGCAAAACUCUCUCUCUCUACUGCACCCUGUGAAGGCCCGUGCGUGCGUGUGUGUGUGUAUCUGUGCGCGCGUGUCUGCCUGUGUACGUCUCCGCUCCGGAUCAGGAUGUUGUUCCCUAAAGUUUGGUGGCUGCUGCUGCUGUUCUCGGAGCUGCUCCUACUGGUCCCGGCACAGAAGUUCUCUGCUCUCACGUUUUUGAGAGUAGAUCAAGAUAAAGAUAAAGAGUGUAGUCUGGACUGUGCAGGAUCCCCUCAGAAAUCACUGUGUGCUUCUGAUGGAAGAACCUUCUUAUCCCGGUGUGAAUUUCAACGGGCCAAAUGCAAGGAUCCUCAGCUGGAAAUUGCCUAUCGAGGAAAUUGCAAAGAUGUAUCAAGAUGUGUGGCAGAAAGGAAGUAUACCCAGGAACAAGCACGGAAGGAAUUUCAACAAGUUUUCAUUCCAGAAUGCAAUGAUGAUGGCACAUACAGCCAGGUACAAUGUCACAGUUACACGGGAUAUUGUUGGUGUGUUACCCCCAAUGGACGGCCAAUCAGUGGCACUGCAGUAGCCCACAAAACGCCCCGGUGCCCAGGUUCUAUUACUGAAAAGUUGCCUCAACGAGAAGGCACAGGAAAAACAGAUGAUGCCUCAGCUCCUGCGUUGGAGACUCAGCCUCAAGGUGAUGAAGAGGAUAUUGCUUCUCGUUAUCCCACAUUGUGGACUGAACAAGUCAAGAGCCGACAGAAUAAAACCAAUAAGAAUUCAGCAUCGUCGUGUGAUCAAGAACAUCAGUCUGCAUUAGAAGAAGCCAAACAGCCUAAGAAUGACAAUGUAGUUAUUCCUGAGUGUGCUCAUGGUGGUCUCUACAAACCUGUGCAGUGUCAUCCUUCCACAGGAUAUUGUUGGUGUGUCCUAGUAGACACAGGGCGUCCCAUUCCUGGUACAUCCACAAGGUAUGAACAGCCGAAAUGUGAUAACACAGCCAGGGCUCACCCAACCAAAACAAAGGAUUUGUACAAGGGCCGCCAGCUCCAAGGUUGUCCUGGGGCCAAGAAGAAUGAAUUCCUGACCAGCAUUCUGGAUGCCUUGUCCACUGAUAUGGUACAUGCUGUUUCUGACCCCUCCUCCUCAUCUAGCAGACUCUCAGAACCUGAUCCCAGUCACACUCUAGAAGAGAGAGUGGUCCACUGGUAUUUCAAGCUACUUGAUAAGAACUCCAGUGGUGACAUUGGCAAGAAGGAAAUCAAGCCCUUUAAGAGAUUCCUUCGAAAAAAAUCCAAACCCAAGAAGUGUGUGAAGAAAUUUGUUGAGUAUUGUGAUGUGAAUAACGACAAAUCCAUCUCUGUCCAAGAGCUAAUGGGCUGCCUCGGUGUUACAAAAGAAGAAGGUAAAGCAAACACAAAGAAACGUCAUACUCCUAAAGCCAACUCUGAAAGCACUUCCAACAGGCAGACAAAGAAGCAAGGAUGAAUGGCUAUCAUAGCAAGGCAGAUCUUCGACAUGUGGGAGAUUCCCUCACCAAAAGGCAAUUAAAAAAAAAAAAACAAACAACCAUAGUAUUUGCACUUUGUACUUUAAAUGUAAAUUCACUUUGUAGAAAUGAGAUAUUUAAGCAGACUUUUAAUCUGUGAAAAUGGAAUGGCUUGUUUCAAAAAAAUUAAUCACAUACAAUGUAUGUGUCUUCUUUUGACCUUUGAAAUCUGUACUUGGUGGAGAUGUAUUAAGUUUGCAUUUGAACUUUUUUUUUAUUUUAAAGCAUUUUUCUGCAAACAUUAAUGUAGUAGAUGCCAUCUUAUUAUAGUAGGUUAUUUUAUUCUAAUACCAUGCCUCUUUUCCUAACCAGUGCAGUCAUUUAACAUAGUUAUGCUGACAAUUUGCUUUAUUUGAAAUCUACUGUACUCAUAAUAUUCUUGCAUCAGUGUUGGAACCUUUAGGUUUCCAAAGAAAGUUUGUAAAAUACUGCUGGCUCAGCUUUGCAGUUACUGAGUGGAUUUGUAGCAUAGGGAAGGGUUUGUGUUUUGUUUUGCUUUUCAGAAAUCAUGCUCAUGCAGUGAGCUAUGCAACCACUACAGGAUUCAAACAACUACAUUUAGUGCUCUUGUAGGAAAAUAGAUUUUUCUAAACAUUUGCUAUGCACCUUCCAUUGUAAUCUUUUGCUUAAGUUUUGCCUUUGGCUCCAAUUAGUCAUGCAGCAAACUGAGAAAGAAAGAGAGAGAGUGAGGUGAAUUGGAGUGUCAUUCAGAGUUGGUCCUGCCAAACCCUAGAGCAUGUUCCUACUGCUGUCAGGACAAGGCAGUAAAGAGGUAGAUUUAUUCAGGAUAGUAAAUCUAAUUAUGGAGAGACAAGGCAGGCUAAACAUGCUUGUCUGUCUUGCUUUUCCCUUACACCUGGCAGAACCCUCUCCUUCCUGAGGCUGCCCUCAGGUCCACGGGAAGGUAAAGCUAUCACCUGAAUAAAUGAUGAACAGUUGCCUUUAUGAGACAUGGCCUGCCAGUGUCAGCUGUGCUAUAGCCAUUGGCCUUGGAAGCCAAGGAAUUCUGGUAGGCUUUCAUACCACUCCUCUCAUUCUUCUGGGAAUGCCUUAAGGGAGGAAGAAUUUGCAGGUGAGCUAAGAAUUCUGUCUGAUGGGACCCUGAGAGAAAAGAUUCAGGAGCUGAAUACCUACGUGGUAUAAGCAGCAGAAAUGUUGAGCAUCUCCAAACCUGGCAUCUGGAGGAGGAAACUUUAUUGUAAACAAAAAAGGUGGACUUGCUUAGUUAAGACAUUUGGAGCAUGCCAGGCAACUAGUGAAUAACAGUUAGUUGUGAUACUGUCUAGGCUUGGACUUCUGGUUGGGGAAAAAUAUCUUUAUGGCAAAUCAAACACUCAUGGGAAAGGACAUGUAUGAAUAUAUUUAAAAUGUGCAAAAAUUAGAAUUGUAAACAUUGGAGCAACAAUAAAAAGUACAAAUGUGUUUCAUCUUUGUUUAAAGAAAGGGUUUGAUCUGAAAUUUAUUUGGUAAUCUUU
This is a messenger RNA of Trichosurus vulpecula (common brushtail), 3184 nucleotides long. It is a transcript of the gene SMOC2, whose product is annotated as SPARC related modular calcium binding 2. Gene Ontology annotation, biological process: extracellular matrix organization. The record is from RefSeq and is a predicted model, not a curated record. Gene Ontology annotation, molecular function: heparin binding; protein binding; extracellular matrix binding. The transcript has 13 exons. The coding region runs from base 305 to 1648 and encodes 447 amino acids. Lineage: Eukaryota; Metazoa; Chordata; Mammalia; Diprotodontia; Phalangeridae. Gene Ontology annotation, cellular component: basement membrane.